AUGCUGUCUAAACUUAUCCUUUUGGUGCUCGUGGCCUUUUCGGCAAUGGCUGCUGCCAUUCCGGUGCCCGAAGACGAACCAAACGCAAAGGCCACGGAUCGGCUGGUUUUCUGUCAUUUCAUGAUUGGUAUCUGCAGCAACCGCCACAGCGCUGCCGAUUAUGACGACGACAUGAAGCGCGCCAAGGCACUGGGAAUUGAUGCCUUUGCGCUGAACAUCGGUGUGGAUCCCUACACUGACCAGCAGCUCAAUCUUGCAUAUGAAUCGGCCGCCAGAAAUGACAUGAAGGUUUUCAUUUCUUUUGACUUCAAUUGGUAUAAUACUGGACAGGCGGGUGCUGUUGGUCAGAAGAUUAGGCAGUAUGGCGGCCUUCCGGCACAGCUCAAGGUCGAUGGUAAGAUCUUUGCGUCUUCGUUUGCCGGCGACGGCCUCGACAUUGGCCAAAUGAAAUCAGCCGCCGGCUCGGACGUAUUCUUUGCCCCCAACUUUCAUCCAGGCCAGGGAGACUUCAACGCCAUUGACGGUGCAUUGAACUGGAUGGCUUGGGACAAUAACGGCAACAACAAGGCGCCAACCCCCGGGCAUAAUGUCUCUGUCGCCGAGGGUGACACUGCAUAUGUCAAUGCGCUGAAGGGCAAGCCUUAUAUUGCGCCUGCCUCUGGAUGGUUCUUUACCCACUUUGGAGGCGAGGUGCCCUAUAGCAAGAACUGGGUGUUCCCGGGCGAUCUUCUGUGGUACAACCGAUGGCAGGAGAUCUUGAAUCUCGGUCCUCGCUUCAUCGAGAUUGUCACCUGGAACGACUACGGCGAGUCGCAUUACAUCGGACCGCUGGCGUCGCCUCACACGGACGAUGGCGCCUCGAAAUGGGUCAUGGACAUGCCACACGGAGGCUGGCUCGAGAUGUCUAAGCCCUUCAUUGCCGCCUACAAAGCCGGCGACAAGAACGUCAACAACUACAUCAAGGAUGAAAAGUUGGUCUAUUGGUACCGACCUACUCCGAGAGAUCUGAACUGCGAUGCCACCGACUCCACCAUGCAAGGUAAUCCCAACAACGCCAGCGGCAAUUUCUUCCGCGGCCGACCGAAUGGCUGGGAGACCAUGAAGGACGAAGUCUUCGUGGUGUCUCUGCUCAAGUCCCCGGCGACGGUGGAAGUCACCUCGGGGCAGACCAAUCGGAAGUUCGAAGCCCCGGCCGGGGCCAGCGCCUUCGCGGUGCCCAUGGGUGUUGGGGAGCAGAAGUUCUCGUUUGCGCGCGACGGCAAGGUGGUGCAGGGUGCCACAAGCUUGAAGAAGAUUGUCAAUUCCUGCAUCUGCGGGCUGUACAAUUUCAAUCCCUACGUGGGCGUCGUUCCAGCCGAGAGCACCAUUGACAAACUUCAGCCGGAUGGACUCACGAUGUUGCAGCAGGGAUUGAAUGCGCCAUGUCCUACCAACACCUUGGGUUCUGAUAGGGCUGCUGCUACAUGAGAGGGAUUUUGUUCUAUGAUCGCUGGGUAUAGGAUAGGAGAAAGGGAUCUGUUCAUUUGGUGUUUUCACUAAGAUUGGUAUCUUGUUUCGUGAGUUACUUGGAUUGUUGCUGGCAGGGUCCGUUCAUUCUUUUCGGCCGCUAGAACGGCAAACACACUCUUUUGUAGAAG
This is a messenger RNA of Aspergillus steynii IBT 23096, 1637 nucleotides long. RefSeq names its product glycoside hydrolase family 71 protein. Lineage: Eukaryota; Fungi; Ascomycota; Eurotiomycetes; Eurotiales; Aspergillaceae. Gene Ontology annotation, biological process: mating projection tip cell wall disassembly. Gene Ontology annotation, molecular function: glucan endo-1,3-alpha-glucosidase activity. The transcript has 4 exons. The record is from RefSeq and is a predicted model, not a curated record. Bases 1 to 1467 code for a protein of 488 amino acids.